CAGCCACCUCCUAGAUCUGCGCCUGCGGCGGCGGCCGCGGUUCCGCCUCGCGCAGGGCAAGUGUCAGUGCGCCCUGCCGCACCUCAGCCGCGGGUCUCUAUUCGCUGCGACAGCCCGCAGAGUGGACGGGCGGGAGGACCCCGUUCCCACCACUCUUACCUUCUGGAUCCGUUAUAGAGCCAUGUUCCCGCCGCUCGUGCCCCACCGGCCCUGCGGGGCAGCCUAAGGCGGCCGCCUGGGCCGCAGCGCUGCACGCCGGGAGCGGCGCUUUACGCGUGCGCGCCGCGGUGCGCUGUGGGUAGCUAGUGCGCGCAGCAGUCCUGGGUCUCAUCACCGUGUCGCGCACAGUCAGUUACUCGGCCACCGUCACUGGGCCCUGUGGCUCUGGUUUCUGCUAGGCGAGGGGCCUGGGCACCAGGACAUGCCUGAAACCGCAGGCGCCACACGCAAUGCUCUCUGCCCCUCCCUGGGCUCCUCCCCAGGCUGUCACUUAACUCCCGAGCUUAGUGGUUGUCAGCUCUGAUAGAAGUGGAAUUACUGGUCAAAGGGCAUUCAGAUCUGGGAGAAGUGGCCCCAGAAGUAAAACCUUCAGACAGCCAAACAUCUGUGGCAAUUGCAGAUUUGGAAUGGAGAGAAAUGGAAGGAGAUGACUGCGGGUUCCAUUAUGGAGAUGGUACAAACGAGGCUCAGGACAAUGACUUCCCCACAGUGGAGAGAAGCAGGCUUCAGGAGAUGUUGUCCCUGUUGGGACUGGAGACAUACCAGGUACAGAAGCUCACCCUCCAGGACUCCCUGCAGAUCAGUUUUGACAGCAUGAAGAACUGGGCUCCUCAGGUUCCCAAGGACCUUCCCUGGCAUUUCCUCAGGAAGCUGCAGGCACUCAACGCUGAAGCCAGGAACACCACCAUGGUGCUGGACAUGCCUCCAGAGGCCUGGCCCGCCGAGGAGAGCCAGACGGAGGAGGAGAUGAUGUACUGGGACCCAGCGGAGGAUGUCGCUGCUGACAUCUACUCUUUCUCAGAGCUGCCCAUGCCUGAUACGCCUGUGAACCCCCUAGACCUUCUCUGUGCCCUCCUACUGUCUUCAGACACCUUUCUGCAGCAGGAAGUCCUGCUGAAGAUGUCCCUCUGUCAGUUUGCACUCCCACUUGUGUUGCCCGAUUCUGAAAACCACUACCAUACCUUUCUGCUCUGGGCCCUGCGGGGUGUUGUGCGGACGUGGUGGUUCCAGCCCCUCCGGGGCCUGGGGAGUUUCCGAGAAGACAGCGUGGUCCUGUCCAGGGUGCCCACGUUUGCCUUCGUGCGCAUGGAUGUCAGCAGUAACUCCAAGUCCCAGCUGCUCAAUGCCGUCCUUAGCCCGGCCCGCCGCCAGUGGGACUGUUUCUGGCAUCGGGACCUCAAUUUAGGCACUAAUCCUAGAGAAAUCUCAGAUGGGUUAGUAGAGAUCUCCUGGUUUUUCCCCAGUGGCAAGGAGGACCUGGAUGUUUUCCCAGAACCCAUGGCCUUUCUGAACUUGAGAGGUGACAUUGGGUCUCACUGGCUGCAGUUCAAGCUCUUGACAGAAGUCUCCUCUGCUGUGUUUAUUUUGACUGACAACAUCAGCAAGAAGGAAUACAAACUUCUGUACUCCAUGAAGGAGUCAACCACAAAGUACUACUUCAUCCUGAGUCCCUACCGAGGUAAACGGAACACGAACCUGCGCUUCCUCAACAGGCUGAUCCCGGUGUUGAAGAUAGACCACUCUCACGUCCUGGUGAAGGUCAGCAGCACCGACAGUGAGGGCUUCAUCAGGCGCGUCCGAGCCAUUAUGUGCAGUGUGGCUCGCUCUCCCUGCAGGAGGGUGUCUGUGGAGGACAUGGCACAUGCAGCACGGAAACUCGGCCUCAGAGUUGAUGAGGACUUUGAGGAGUGUCAGAAGGCGAAGGACCGGAUGGAGAAGAUCCUCAGGAAGAUCAAGGAUGUGGAUGCCUAUAAGAGAGACGAGCUGCGGCUGCAGGGCGAGCCUGCGAGGAGGGCGGCCCAAGCUGAAAGAGAGUUCUGCCAGCUCCAGUGGGUCCCGGAGCCCCCAGAGAAGCACCGGGCUGAGCUGAGAAGGCGCGUCCUUGAGCUCCGGGUGCAGCAGAACGGCCAGGAGCCCACCUCAGGGGUCCAGGAGUUCAUCCUGGGAAUAAGCAGCCCCUCCCCGAGUGAGAGGCAGUAUUUCCUGAGAUGGAUGGAGUGGGGGUUGGCUCGACUUGGCCAGCCACGGCCAAGACAGCCUCCAGAGACCCUUCUCACUCUCAGACCAAAACUUGGUGGGCCCUCAGACUUGACCGAGCCACUCUGGCCUGAGCCCUUGGGAGUGGAGCACUUCCUACGGGAGAUGGGCCAGUUCUAUGAAGCAGAGAGCUGCCUGGUUGAGGCAGGGAGGCUGCCCGCUGGCCAGAGGCGCUUUGCCCACUUCCCGGGUGUGGCUGUGGAACUGCUGCUGGGUGGGUUGCCCCUGGAGCUGGUCGAUGGGGCCACCCUGAGUAUCCCUGUUCGAUGGGUCACUGGGCUUCUCAAGGAGCUGCAUGCCCGCCUAGACAGGAGAUCUCGACUAGUGGUUCUCUCUGCCCUGGGGGUGCCGGGCACGGGGAAGUCUACACUCCUUAACACCAUGUUUGGCCUGAAAUUUGCCACUGGGAGGAGCUGUAGUCCCCGAGGGGCCUUCAUGCAGCUCCUCCCUGUAGCUGAGGGCUUCAGUCAGGACCUGGGCUGUGACCAAAUCCUGGUAAUAGACUCUGGGGGUUUGAUCAGUGGGGCCUUGGCCUCUGCUGGAGACAGGUUUGAACUGGAGGCUUCCUUGGCCACGCUGCUAAUGGGGCUAAGUAAUGUCACUGUGGUCAGUUUAGCUGAAACAAAGGACAUCCCACCAGCUGUUCUUCAUGCCUUUCUGAGGCUAGAAAAAAUGGGGCACAUGCCCAACUAUCAGUUUGUGUACCAGAACCUUCAUGACCUGCCUGUUCCCAGUCCCAAACAAAGAGACAGGAGGCAGCUCCUGGAUCCGCCCAGCGACCUGAGCAGGGCUGCUACCCACUUGGAGAAGCAGGGUGGCGGCUUCCGGACACUGGCGGGCCUGGCGGAGAGGCAGCACGUCUGGCACAUCCCAGCCUUGUGGCAUGGAGCGCCACCCAUGGCCGCUGUGAGCUUGGGCUACAGUGAGGCCAUUUUUGAAUUGAAGAGAUGCCUAUUAGAAAACAUCAGGAAUGGCUUGUCCAACCAAAACAAAAACAUUCAGCAGCUCAUCGAGCUGGUGCGGAGGCUGUGACUGUGUUGAUUAUAGGGCCUCCUGCUGUGGCCUGUUGUGACGACAGUCAGUGAGGCUGUGUCUGUCACCUGAGAGUUGGCUGGUGCUUGCUGCUCAUGAAGCAGAAGGCCAGUGACAGCCAGGGCUGACGGCCUCGUCUUCACAGUGUUAAGAAGCAAUCUCAGACCAGCUCAGAGACGCCACUGAGAACUCCCGGAGGCCCAGGGCAGGGUGAUAGAAGCAGUCCGUUGAUCUCUGUUCCUAACCCAUGACAAGGCUCCUGGCCAUUGGCCCUCUGGGUAGCUGCUCCUUCAUUGGCCCCUGAAAUUAGGGAACAGCUCCCUUAGUCACUGCAGAUGCUGGCAGACAGGGAUGUUUCAGGUUGUCCCAAGGAAGCAGAAUCCACACAGGUCCUCUGUGGACCAGCCUUGAAGGUUUUGGUGAUGUGCACCAAAGCGUGAGGCACUGCCACGGCACUGAGCUCAUGUCCCGGUGUAUGACGCGCUCUCUGACCCUUGCCCAGGAAGUGCUCAUCAGUUACCCUUCUGUGGUCCAGCACUCUGUCAUCCUUCCGCAGCACCUCAUGGCACAUUGUCACGUGUGUUUACUGUCUGCCCCUAGACUGUGAGCUGCUUGAGGGCAGGGCCUAAGCACCAUACGGCUCUCGGUCCCUAGGACCUGGCACACAUAGGCGCUUAAUAAAUGUUUGUUGAAUUAA
This is a messenger RNA of Mus pahari (shrew mouse), 3985 nucleotides long. RefSeq names its product up-regulator of cell proliferation. Lineage: Eukaryota; Metazoa; Chordata; Mammalia; Rodentia; Muridae. The coding region runs from base 637 to 3288 and encodes 883 amino acids. The transcript is spliced from 6 exons. Gene Ontology annotation, molecular function: GTP binding. The record is from RefSeq and is a predicted model, not a curated record.